AUGCGCCGGGAGCUGCUGCUGCUGCUGCUGCCCCUGGUGGGGGCAUCUGCCCAGGAUCCCCGGUACACGAUAACCCAGAACAAGUCCCUGUCAGCGCCGGCCGGGGGCUCCGUCACCCUGCCCUGCGCCUUCACCUACCCCCGCGAGAUCGAGCCGCUGCGGGACCUCCGGGUUUACUGGAGACGGGGGGGAUUCCAUGGCAAGUUUAUCUACAAUCACACCGAGGGGUUCACCCACCCGGAUUAUGGGGGCCGCAUCGUCCUGGUCGGGGACCCGCGGAGGACCCGAACGGCCUCGAUCCGCAUCAACCGGCUGCAGGAGUCGGACGCCAGCGAGUACGUCUGCCACGUCAGGGUGCAGAAGAACGACAGCGAAUGGGAGCAAUGGAGCGGUUACCCUGGAAUCCACCUCGCGGUGACAGCUCCCAGCCCCACAGACAGCACGUGGCACCCAGAAAUGGUCACAACUGGUGCAGCGGAUGCGGGGAGAACCUACUCCCAACACAUCGACACCGUUCACCUCGUCCUCAUUGGCCUCGUCCUGGUGCUUUCCAAGGCCGGCGUCUGCGGCCUGGUCUUUGCCCUGGUCCGGCCUGGCUGGGAUCACGGCCCAGAGAGCGUCACCGGGCAGGUGUCAGGGAGCGACGCACUAUCAGCGUCAGGAUUUGAACUCACCUCCCUGGCGCUGCGCUCUCCGCCAGGCAUCCCCGGGGAAUGACACUGUCCAGCAGCAGUAGAAUGGCUGUAAUCCUCCAGCAAAACACCCGCUGGCCAGAGCAGAGAGGG
Messenger RNA from Emys orbicularis (European pond turtle), 785 nucleotides. RefSeq names its product paired immunoglobulin-like type 2 receptor beta. Gene Ontology annotation, biological process: regulation of bone resorption; regulation of actin cytoskeleton organization; regulation of osteoclast development. Gene Ontology annotation, cellular component: plasma membrane. Lineage: Eukaryota; Metazoa; Chordata; Testudines; Emydidae. The record is from RefSeq and is a predicted model, not a curated record.